This is a messenger RNA of Triplophysa rosa, 1543 nucleotides long. It is a transcript of the gene mpv17l2, whose product is annotated as MPV17 mitochondrial inner membrane protein like 2. The transcript is spliced from 5 exons. Bases 363 to 953 code for a protein of 196 amino acids. The record is from RefSeq and is a predicted model, not a curated record. Lineage: Eukaryota; Metazoa; Chordata; Actinopteri; Cypriniformes; Nemacheilidae. Gene Ontology annotation, cellular component: membrane; cytoplasm. Gene Ontology annotation, biological process: mitochondrial ribosome assembly.
UUCUCUGCCUCAUGUACAGGCAGUUUUGCUCAUAGUUUCUGCGUUUUGACUGUUGUUAAUUUAUUUAAAUGAAAGGUAAAGAUGCUAGUGUCCUAUAGAACUACUUGUAAAAGUUGUCGGUGAAUCUUUAACGCGGUCUGUUGACAGAGAUCGCAAACUCUAAACAUAUUUUUUAUGUAAGAGUAUUAGGAUGCUCUCUUGUCUGAUUUAGGUUAGCAACGUGUUUCAGUAUUUAUAUACCUUCAUCGUGUAUCCCGCAUCGUUUCACCUGGAGUAAAGGAAAAGAAGUUGCGAAUGAAGCCGUCAAGCGCUGAACGUCGUUUUACGUUACACUCUUGAUACUGAAUUGAAUCGGACACAACAUGAUAUCGCGACAGAGUAAGGAUUUUCUCAUACGGAUCGCCGGUUACUGGAAGCCGCUUUUCAGAGGCAGAUUUCUAAUCGUGACGAACACAGUAAGUUGUGGAGGAAUGCUUGCAGCCGGCGACCUCAUCCAGCAAACGAGAGAAACACGGAGAACACCCGGCCGAACACGUGAUUGGUUUCGUACAGGUUGCAUGUUUGCAGUCGGGUGCUCCAUGGGUCCCUUUAUGCACUAUUGGUACAUGUGGCUCGACAAAUACUUUGUUGGUAAUGGCAUUAAUAAUGUCUGCAAGAAAGUUCUCACAGAUCAACUGGUCGCGUCGCCAACACUGGGAGCCUGGUAUUUCCUUGGCAUGGGUGUAAUGGAGGGCCACACACUGUCAGAGGCACAGGCAGAAUUCAAAGACAAAUUUUGGGAGUUUUAUAAGGCAGAUUGGUGCGUUUGGCCAGCGGCUCAGAUGGUAAACUUCUACUUCUUGCCUCCCAAGUUCCGUGUCCUUUAUGUAAAUAUAAUUACUCUAGGAUGGGACACUUACCUCUCCUACCUCAAACACAGGGACCAAGUAGGGGACACAACAGAUGCUGAUUGAUGUCUGAAGAAAUGGUGGACUAUUUGAAAUGUGAUCACAAGCAACAGUGUUUUUUUUUAUUUCAAGUUAUAAUUUUCUAAUUAUUUUAUCUAUAUAAUAAUAUUGCCCUAUUGUUUGAUGUUUUUUUUAAUGUUUUCAAUUGUCUUAAAAUGUGUAUUGUAGACACAUGAAUGACUUAAAUUAUAUUGUUUUACAAUUAUUUUCUUUUAACGGUAUAGUACACAGUUUUAACAGUAGUUUUUUACUGUAACAAGUCAUACUUUGAUUUCAGCCUACCAGAAAUGCCAAUACGUCAUGUGAAGGUAUACUUUUAUAUUAUGCUACUUUAGAAGUAUCCUGUCGUGUUUGUUCGCCACUGACCUAUACAUGAACAGUUACUAUUCCAUCAUUGUUUUUCACAAAUUGCCUUCAUUAUGUUCAUGCUUGUAGUAUUUUUUAUGAUGAAAGAAAUGAGCUCUAUUAUGAGAUAUUUGAUCUCUGCGUUGUCAUUUAUGGAGGACUAAACCUGCAAAAAUUAUAAAUAAAUUAAUGUAUAAAUAAAUAAAUAUAUAAACGAAUAAAUGUAAUAAUACGAAAAUAAAUAAAGGAAU